Psammomys obesus (fat sand rat) is the source of this 875-nucleotide messenger RNA. RefSeq names its product chromosome unknown C17orf107 homolog (gene CUNH17orf107). The transcript has 3 exons. The record is from RefSeq and is a predicted model, not a curated record. NCBI's taxonomy places the organism in Eukaryota, Metazoa, Chordata, Mammalia, Rodentia, Muridae. Bases 191 to 772 code for a protein of 193 amino acids.
ACGAUGACGCAGUUCAUGACGAUGAGCGUGGCGACCACCAUGACGAAGAGCAGGUACCUGGGACACGCGCGGGCGUCACAGCGCCCGCAGACGGGGCGCCGCCCCCCCCCCGCCCCUCCCGCCUCACAAACGCCUCUGCCGGCCGCUGGGUGGCCCCUUGCCGCCCUCCCCGGCCGCCAUCGCCGCGGCCAUGAAGGGGACUCCCAGCAACCUGGACACCCUGCUGUGGGUCUACCACUUCCACAGCUCCACGGAGGUGGCCCUCCAGCCCCCGCUCCUGGUGUCCCUGGAGCUCGCCGUGGCCGCGGCCCACGAGUAUCUGGAGCAGAAGUUCAAUGAGCUGAAGGCCCAGGAGUCCCCGGACCCGGACGCCGCCCAGAAGGCCACCCUGGGGCUGGUGCUGAGGGAGGCUGCGACCAGCGUCGUGAGCCUCGGGGCCACCCUGCUGGAGGUCUCCGCCCUGUGGCUGCAGCAGGAGGUGCAGCGGCCGGACAGCAGCGACGCCCCGGGCGCCGGGGACCCCGGCAGGGCCCUGGCCCGCCUGGCCCUGGCCGCGCGGCAGGGGAUCCUGCGAGCGGGAGCCGCCGCUGGCGCCGGCGCCCGGUACCUGGCCCAGGGGGUGUGGCUGUGCCUGUGUGGACGCGGCCUGCAGGCGUCCACCUCGUCCCUGCAGGAAGCCCUGCGCCAGCUGGGCCUGGGGGUCCCCGGGGAGCCGGUGCGUUCAGGCCUCGGGGUGCGGCAAGGGUGGGGAGGUGGGGUGGGGAGGGGCUGAGCUGUCUACCCCCCCCCCCAGAGACGCUCCGGAGACCUCAAGGUGUCCAGCAGCAGCGAGGACGGGGCGCCAGGCAACCCCCCGGCGGCCCGGCCUCACCCCG